Arachis stenosperma is the source of this 1115-nucleotide messenger RNA. RefSeq names its product 40S ribosomal protein S24-1. Lineage: Eukaryota; Viridiplantae; Streptophyta; Magnoliopsida; Fabales; Fabaceae. Bases 469 to 882 code for a protein of 137 amino acids. Gene Ontology annotation, molecular function: structural constituent of ribosome. The transcript has 6 exons. Gene Ontology annotation, cellular component: ribosome. The record is from RefSeq and is a predicted model, not a curated record. Gene Ontology annotation, biological process: translation.
UUCGCCGCUGCAGUCUAUCCUUCACCCUCACCCGCACUCAGAGAUCAGAGACACCACUCGGCCACUCCUUCUUCCUUGACCACCACCGGAGACUGCUUGCCGGAGAUCGUCCGCCCAUCCUCGCGUUCGUACCUCUUCGUCGCGUGCUUCCUCUCGCCGCUUUUCCUUGCGUUCAUCCCUCCCUCUUCCUGGUUUAGAGGUUCUCGUCGCCUCGCGUUCUUGUCGCGUUAUCACCGUCAGUCGUACUCAGUUCCUGCCACGUUCCCAUCCUCUCAGUCCGUGGUGCUCUGUUCUCGCUGCCUUGACGUCCUCGCCGCCUUGCCUUACUGCCGCAUCGCCGUCCUCCGUUCUCGUCGGUUCACCGUCCUCCUUUCAGCGAAUCAGCUUCAUUGUUCAGGACUUCAGUUUUGUUAGGGUUUCAACACUACACUCUUCCAGCACGAUUAGGGUCCUCAAGCUUCAACAAACAUGGCUGACAAAGCGGUUACCAUCAGAACAAGGAAGUUUAUGACUAACAGGCUCCUCUCCAGAAAGCAAUUCGUCAUUGAUGUUCUUCAUCCAGGGAGGGCAAAUGUUUCUAAGGCUGAGCUUAAGGAGAAGCUUGCUAGAAUCUAUGAUGUUAAGGACCCCAACACCGUGUUUGUGUUUAAGUUCCGCACCCAUUUCGGAGGUGGCAAAUCCACUGGUUUUGGUUUGAUUUAUGACACUGUUGAGAAUGCGAAGAAGUAUGAGCCUAAGUACAGACUAAUUAGGAAUGGACUUGAUACUAAGGUUGAAAAGUCAAGGAAGCAAAUGAAGGAGAGAAAGAACAGGGCAAAGAAGAUCCGUGGAGUAAAGAAGACCAAGGCUUCUGAUGCUGCCAAGGCUGGAAAGAAGAAAUGAGUUUUCAAACAUCUUGGUUUUGAUUUUAAGGUUGUGUUGGAAUUUUGUAAUGGAUAUUUUAUUUUUUAAAUUCCUAGAAUGAGCUGUUUCAGUAUAUGACGACGUGAUCUUUUUGCCUUUCAAAUUAUUAAUCUUUAGUUACAACUUAAGAUUGAGGAGAAAUCAGUUGAUCACUUACGAAUGUUUCAAAUGUUUGCUAGACUGUGAUUAUGACUUCCUAUGGUGCUUGAAAA